Molecule: messenger RNA, 3037 nt
Organism: Pocillopora damicornis (cauliflower coral)
Lineage: Eukaryota; Metazoa; Cnidaria; Anthozoa; Scleractinia; Pocilloporidae
Product: cubilin
Source: RefSeq, a predicted model, not a curated record
UCAGUAGAAGACCGGGGUUGGUAACGCGACAUGAUAUUCAGGGGCGCCUGACAAAUAGAAGAACUUGAUUUUUUACCGAAAACUUAACAAUCAAUAUACAUACAGGAGCCCAAGAUGGGUUCCUGUUAUCGUCACUAAUCGUGACUAUUCGCUUCUAUUCGUCGCUAUUCGCGACUAUUCGUCACUAUUUGCGACUAUUCGCAGUAUUCGGUGAUUAUUUGGGUUUUAUCACCAGCCAAGUUUCUGGCAUAAAAACCGAAAAUCCCAAUGCGCCGUCGCUAAGGGGAGGACCACUUAAUAGAAGGAGGAUGCGUAAUCAAAGGGAGCGCUUAUUUAUCUCCUGUACUGAACCCGGUGUGAUUGACGCUAAAUUGAAGGGGGAGGGGAGGGGAGGGGCGCUUAUGAGAGCGUUAGACGUUAUUCGAGGAAUACGGACUCGUAUUACGGCUGAAAAACUGAAAUCGUGAAAUUAUAGUUGUUAUUUGACGUCUAGGGUCUUGCCAGACUUUUUUCGCUCUGUCGACUCUCAGUAUGUUUUCACAGGUCCACAGUUAAACAGAAAAUACUCGCCCAUCUCGCUCAGUUGAUUUGGACCUUGUCGAUUUUUCAAUGUGAAGAGGAGCGAGCAUCUAAAGACAGCGAUCAGUUUGAAUACCGUCAUGAUUCCCGUCUGGAUCGUGGUUACUCUUUCUGCUACCUCCCUGGUUCUUGUGACAAGUGGUCCCUGCAUCCCUCCUGGAGAAUCCAUUAAUGCUCCUAAUGGUCACAUUUCCAGCCCCAAUUUUCCCAACAACUAUGACGCAAACAGGAUUUGUACCUGGAAUAUCACAGUACCCGCUGGGAAAAUCAUCAAACUGACCUUCUUCAACUUUACCCUGGUAGUAGGUGAAAACGAUGAUUGUGCUGGAGCGGCAGCAGAUAGUGCCCGAGUCUUCCUCACAAACCUUGCCUCUUAUGGAGGAAAUCCUAAUGACUUUAAGAUCUGUGGUCAAAAGCUUCCCCCUCCUGUGUACUCCGAGGGAAAUUUCAUUCAAGUGAGAUUUGAAUCUCGCACCGGCCUUGUAAAUAAAGGGUUCAAUGCAACCUUUGAGGCGAUAGAUGGAGAUUCACUGUGCCCAGCAGAUAUGAUCCUCGAUGAAACAUCAGGUUCUUUCGCCUCUCCAUUUAAUCCAAGAAACUAUCCAUCCAACCAGACAUGUAGCUGGAAUAUUACAGGGAAACAAGGAUACCGUGUUGAGCUCACAAUACCAGACUAUAAUCUUGAACGUUGUGGUGGCGCUGCUUGCUCGUGUGAUUAUAUGGAAGUUCAGAAUAGCUUCAGUGAUCAAGUGCUGCCUGGAAAACUAUGUGGUACACUUAGGUUUACUCCUGUAAAGUUUUAUUCACUGCACGAAAGCUUGAGGGUGGUUUUUGUGUCCGAUGAUGCAAACAUGGAUUAUGACGGAUUUGGGGCAACUUACAAGCUGUUGAACUACAGUCCUCCAAUUUGUCCAAGGGAAGCAAUUCCUCUCUCAGGCAGCGGCAAAAUAAGCAGCACCAACUACCCAAAGAGUAAUUACACUGCUUCCAGAAACUGUACCUGGAAAAUUACCGCACCAGUUGACAAAAAGAUACAGUUUGAGUUUACUGACUUUGCCUUAAGUGAGUGUUCAGCCAGUCCUUGUUCGGACUCUUGUUCUUAUGUGGAGCUUUAUGAUGGUGGGUCAACAGGUUCGCCCUUACUGGGGCGAUUUUGUCAGGGGUCGCCACGGAAUGAGCUUCAGUUCUCGACUGGAAACCAAUUGUCUGUGAUGUUUCAUCCUGGACAAACAGUUGCUCGUGGAUUUGAAGCAGAAUUUUCGACAGAGACAAAAGCGACGAACGAAACAACAACAAGUACUGAAUCAAAAAUAAGAACUGAUUCAAAAAUGGCAACUACGACGAGUUUGCCAAAGAAAUCCUUAUCGGCAGGUGCCUCCGUAGGAACAGCAUUGGGUAGUGUGGCUUUUGUUCUACUCGUCUUUAUAAUGGUUUACUCUUGCCAUCGUCACGUUAAAAAGAACAAGAGAAUCAUUUCUCCGAGUAACGAAGGCACUGAAAUGGAAGAAAACCAGCAAAGAAAUAAAAACGGAUUUGCACCCGACACCUGAACAUGAGUUACGACAACCCAGAAGGCGGUGGGUGUGGUCGAGUGGUUACACUGCUAGACUCGAAAUGCUCGUUCAGGUCCAGGUCCUCCACGGUCUCCACCUUGCUACUCAACGAUUUAUUUUCUCCGUUGCUUCGAGUUCAACUCCUCAGAUGCACUCUUACAAUAACCAACUGAUGUGCUUCCUGUCAGUUGGGAUUCUAAACCAGUUUACAAUUAUUUGGAUCAAUUGUUUCAUUCCAUGUAUAUUUAGGCCCUAAAAAGCCUCAUUGGGUAGUAGUCAAUUGAUUUUUUUUCCUCGAUGACCGCCGAAAAACUCAAACGAGCUCACCUACCAGCCGCUUAACGGGAUUGUGGGCUCACAAUCUUUUCCAUUUUGAGGGAGGAGUUUUCAGGGAUAACAAAAGGGGAUCACAACUCAAAUCAUCCCACCUUCUUUCUCCCUCAGGGGAUGAAUAAUGAGCGGCCCUUUUGAGUCAUUUCCACAACGGACACAGUAAUUCUUCUGCCCUAUGUCAUGACACCAAUUAACAAUUGGUUCAUACGUCAGCGUGCGUUCAUCGAGAUAUGAAGCACGCGGGAAGUUUGGAGAGCACGAAAGAUGCGUAAGAGUUGCUCGAGGCGUAGCCGAGGGAUCUCGAGGGAUAUGUUUGCUGACGUCAUGAGCGUGCACAAUAGGAAUAUGAAGCACGCUCGCGCAAUUUAAUUUGAUUAGAUAAAUUUACUAGCUAUGUUAUAAAACGAUUUGAUGAAUGAUUUAUCCAGUGAGGUUUAAUUGGGUGAAACUAACAGAUUGUGCGAAAGUACGACAAUAGCCCACAGUUGUCAUUUAACCUGGUUUGCCUGGGCUCACAUUACAUGUUUAUAUAAUUCGAUGUUUAAAGUACAAUAAAGUAGUUUUCAAUUGAA